This is a messenger RNA of Coregonus sp. 'balchen', 18409 nucleotides long. The record is from the annotation of a GenBank genome assembly. Lineage: Eukaryota; Metazoa; Chordata; Actinopteri; Salmoniformes; Salmonidae.
ACAUACAGGUGUAGCUGCUAGGGUCCUGAGGAGAUGCCACUGAGGUUCCGGUCUAUUGUCCCGUACACGCUGCCUGGAGUGCUGGCGCUUAUAGGCUGGUGGUGGUACAUCUCACGCAAGAAAGAGCGAAUCGCCAACCACGACAGCGAGGAGGGGGCAGCGGCCAUGGGGCUGCUGGUGUCCCCGGCCCCCAGUGAUGGCAGCAACGGCCUGGUAGAGAAAGGGACAGUGUCCCUCUGCGCCACAGCCACUACCCCCACAACCAGCAGCAGCUGCAGCGAGAGAACAGCCAGCAGCAGAGUCCGACCACCCAAGGCCAAAGGGCAACGGUCAACAGAACAGGAGGUAGUAGCACAGAUUCACAUCCCAGCCACUAAGGCCCAGGCAGUAGAGGUACAGAGUACAUCCUGUUCACCAACAGAGAGGCUAGAUGCCUCCCACCACCCAGACAGAGCCAACGCAGUCGCAGACCCUGGUGUAGAUAGGUGCCAACAGACACCCAGGAGCAGUUCUUCUCCCACAGCCUCAACCUUACCAACACAGACCAGGAAGGAGAGCUCGGCUCCCCAGGGAGAACACGGGGCCACUGGACAGAGCCCGCCAGCCGGCAAUGCCUUUGUUACAAAGCCAGUGAAAUCAACGGUUACCGAGCAGGUCACGGCUCCAGUGAAGGAGGCCAUCGCCACAACAUCAGAAGCACUUGUACUCUCCCGGACGUCCCACGCCACAACUAGUUCCUCCACAGCAGCAGACCUGACGAAUGCAGAGAGGCCCGAGCCAGAGGGAGAGGUAGCAGCAGUGACCUUCACCCAGAACCUGCAAGUGGAGCUGGUGGCUAAAGAUGCCCUCCCGGUCCCCACCAGCAGUACCAAAGAUGAGCUGCUCUCCUCGCAUGCCGUCCCAGCUGAGACGCCGGCCCAGGCCCUGAAAGUAGUCACACAUGAGCCCCUCUUCCCAGAGACCCCCACAUCAUCGCAGGGCUCCUACCAUGCUGUUGUGACUAGUACUCCGGCCUUCCCGGCCCAAGACCCCCAGCAGGAGAACUGGGCCCCCAGCAGCAGUGAGGAGCUGGAGUACCUGGCAGCAGGUCUGAUCACUGAGGUCAUCUGGGCAGCCACCCAGGAGGUCCUCAGUGUUACCUCCUGUCCAGAGACCUGGCUCGGCCAAUCCACCGCCGAGCCCUGCUGCAGAAGCACCCCGCUGGCCAAUGGGAGGCCAUGCUCUGAGCAAAAGCCACUCAUAAGGAACAUGGAGGAAGGGCCCUCCCCAAUAAGCCACUCCGAGACGGAGUGGAGAGCGCAGCAGAAAGAAGGGAUGCCUAACGGUUGCCCGCCCGCCACGGCAUGGGAGCCAAUGGGGACAGAGAAGGCACUGAAUAACCCCUGGUCAACAGCAGCGUCCUUGCAGGAGGGGAGGCAAGAGGCCAGCGGCGGACCUAGAAACCUGGACAAACUGAAGGGAGACGAGGGGGUGAUGGUGGCAGAGGACUCAGCCUGCAGUACGUGUCACUCUGAGGAUGGGGUCAGCAGUGAGGACCAGCAGAGCAGGGAGAGCCGAGAGGAUCUGAUCCAGGUGUCAGGGAUGUCUGAGGGAGAGGGUGGGCUGCGCCAGGCCUCAGAAGAGGUAGUGGCAGAGGUGAUGGCAGCCUUACCAGGCCACGUGCUUGGGGCUGUUGGCGAAGUGAAGAGGCUCAAUGGCAUGGGUCUGAGGAACGGUUCUCACGGGAUGAGUGAGACUGAGACCGAUCAGUCUGGAGGUAGGACUACAGACCACACCACACCCUGUAGUGGAGUCGGGCUCAUAGCACACCCCAGCACUGAUCUACACAUGGCUCCCCUAAAUUGCUCAAAUUCCCAAACAGCGUGUGAUUUGAGGCUCAGAACACACACACUCAUGGACACUUUUCUGUCGUAAGGCCUUUUAUUUUUCUCCAGACAUGGGGGCAAACUGAGUGCAGAACAAGAGCGCCUUCUGUGUCAUCACAGAGAGCCCUUUGUUAAACAUUAGAUUUACAUCUAGCAACAUUAAAAAGCUGAGUGAAAUGUUUGAUUGCAUGGACUAAGUGUUAAUCAUUUGGAAAGUCACCAGCUUUGGUCUUAGAUCUGGCAAAAUAACACUAUUCAGAAGUAGGCACGUGUGUGUGAAUUGGGGGUAGGGUAUUGAACUGUCUCUGCUUCUGUGCUGUAGCUUUCCAAUUUCAGCUAAAGAGAUCGCCAAAUAGGAGCUGUAAGAGUAAAUGACUGAAGUGGGCCAAACAAGUUGCCCAUCUAAGAAAUGUUUGCAGAAUCAUAUUGUGACUAUUAGCUAGUCUGCCACCAGCAAAGAAAAGCGUUCAGUUGAGGUGAUAAUAUUCUCAGCUAAAUGUUCUUUGCUGGUGGCUAGUUACCCAUCAUAGUGUAGGAUGAAGUUAGUCCUUUGAUGCUCUUCUACUAGAUACCACCCCGAGGCUAUAGGGACUGUAGCUGUGUUUGUACUAGAUACCACCCCGAGGCUAUAGGGACUGUAGCUGUGUUUGUACUAGAUACCACCCCGAGGCUAUAGGGACUGUAGCUGUGUUUGUACUAGAUACCACCCCGAGGCUAUAGGGACUGUAGCGUGUUUGUACUAGAUACCACCCCGAGGCUAUAGGACUGUAGCUGUGUUUGUACUAGAUACCACCCCGAGGCUAUAGGGACUGUAGCUGUGUUUGUACCAGAUACCACCCCGAGGCUAUAGGGACUGUAGCUGUGUUUGUACCAGAUACCACCCCGAGGCUAUAGGGACUGUAGCUGUGUUGUACCAGAUACCCACCCCGAGGCUAUAGGGACUGUAGCUGUGUUUGUACCAGAUACCACCCCGAGGCUAUAGGGACUGUAGCUGUGUUUGUACUAGAUACCACCCUGAGGCUAUAGGGACUGUAGCUGUGUUUGUACUAGAUACCACCCUAAGGCUAUAGGGACUGUAGCUGUGUUUGUACUAGAUACCACCCCUAGAUACCACCCCGAGGCUAUAGGGACUGUAGCUGUGUUUGUACCAGAUACCACCCCGAGGCUAUAGGGACUGUAGCUGUGUUUGUACCAGAUACCACCCCGAGGCUAUAGGGACUGUAGCUGUGUUUGUACCAGAUACCACCCGAGGCUAUAGGGACUGUAGCUGUGUUUGUACCAGAUACCACCCGAGGCUAUAGGGACUGUAGCUGUGUUUGGGGAGCCAUACCUUUUGCUUAGGGGGCAAGUUGUGAUGUCACAAUAGGAAGAACCACACCUAAAGCCUGCUGGGUGUUCCUGACAAGGUUAGCGGUCACAGUCACACAGAAGGUGAAAACUCAUAACAGUCCAGUGAGGGUGUCAUUGUGUUUUUGGUCUGUUAGAGCAGCACUGUGAUCAGAUAUGCCUGGUAAGAGCCAUGGUUGUGUGUGCACGUGUGGGUGGACUUUGGAUUAAUGUCAGUUAGUGGCCUCAUGCCCUGUGUGUGAUUUGUUUGAGUAACAGCUCAAUUACUUAUGUGUGUGAACUGGGUGAUCUGGUGAAUGUGUGUUCAACUUUGAGUUGUGUGUGUGUGUGUGUGUAAAUGUGCACAGGUGUAUCUGUUUAUUUUGUUUUAUUUAACAUGUAUUUAUCCAGGCGUGUUGUGUGUGUGUGUGUGUGUGUGUGUAGGGUAUAUGUUUGUGUCACGUGAAUUUCUAUCUCUAAUUCACCCUAAGCUUGAAUCAUUACCAGAGGUUGUAAGGCUCUAGUUUUAAUCAUCAAUGAUUCAAGGUCCACAACUCACAAGUCUUAUCUGUAUUUUUAUCCAUGGUGAGAGCUCUGAGGCCAAAACACAAAUCUCCUUUCUUUAUACUUCUUGACAACAAAGACACUAUACUCCUCCCACCUUUCUUAAACAGUUCCCGCCUCCCCCCUUGAAUGGUUAGUAACGCCCCUUCUGUUAGUGGGUUGACACAUGAUAAUUCUAACAUUUAUACUGUGUUUGGGGUGUAAUUCUUUAGUCAUUAUUCUUAGUACACAAAUUCAUCUAUCAAUCCACCCCUUUGACUAAAUAUUCCCACAUUCAGGAUAAAUGUAUUUUACAAGCAUGAUUAAUCUCAGAGAUCACAUCAGAACUAAUAAACAUUUCAUCCAAUUGCGGUCUUUCAGGGUCCAAAUCUUCGUCAUCCACCAAGCCUGGAGGAUUGUUUUUCACAUUCCCCUGGUCAGAGUCCGGAGUCAGUCCAUCUCUCAUCAUUGUUUAGAUACUGCAUUUCACCAACGCCUGACUCACCAAUCCUCGGACACAGGGAACAAGACAACAACCACAUAAUACAAGAAUAUCCAUACAAACAUUGAUCGCUCCUAAGACGGUGGCUGCUAGGGUUUUCCAUUUACCAAAUAUUUCAUCAAACCACCCUAUCCACAAUGUACUAACUUCUGAGUUCAGUUCAUCCUUCACUCAGUGCAGUUAAUUCUGUAAGAGCUCUGGUGACUGUCCCAUCCAGUGUGGUGUUGUUAGGGAUAAAUAUGCAACAAUGGCUUAUCUUUCUAUAGACACCGGCCCUUUCUGCCUGAUCUAGAACCAACCUCUACUAAGUUACGAGCGGGAUGGCGGAUAAUCGCUCAGAGAUCCCCUUACUGCAUCUCUAGUCUUGUCAAUAAAUCGCUGUUGGUUGUAAUAGAUAUAAUUUAUCCAAUCCAUAUUUUUGUUUGUCCCCCACCAGAAACAUUUUGUAGUAAAACUCUCCCAUAUUUGAUUUAUAGCUUUGUAUUCGUCUAGAACACCCCUGGGGAUGCCUAUACCAUCUAUCCAAAUUGGGCUAUUUCAUUCCUGACUUAUUUAUUUUUCUCCUAAUUAUUCUUCCUGUCACUGGUCUUUGAUGACCAAUUCUUACAGGUUGGACCAACAAUACUGGUACACAAGUACCCACCCAUCCCUCUGGUAAUGUCUGCCGAAUGCUCCCUGUUUAGUGCAUGCCCACCACACAUCAGUCAAAGGGAUGGUUAGGUUCCUAAUCUUUUUUCCCUUCCUUCCUUAUCUAAAUCAGUCACAUUAAUUAUCUCCUUACAGCCAUCAAAAUCACCCAAGUUACGGGUGCCAUUUCUAUGUAUGUAACACUGGUAUUCGCCAGGAGUUAAAGUGAAUCUAGGUGGGCUGGCCGAGUAUGUCAAUUUUGCCAGCCCAAUCCCUGUGCAAUUUGGCUCUUUUUGAUUGGACCCCAGGUCUAAUACACAGGGAAACAUCGCCUUUGGCAUUGGGGCGGUCAACAUUGCUGGUCACCCAAUGGAGCAUGCAUAACAAUUUGUCUCCCCCAAGGCCCUAGCGGUGUAUUUCAUCCACUUUAACCAGAGAUUCUCAUCAGGGACCCCCUCCACUUCCCCAUUGUUCCAUUCCUGGAGGAGAAAAUCUUUCAUAGUGGACGGGUUAGUCAAAUUGACUCCGUCAUCCCUUGACUGAUUUACUCGGUCUAUUGUCAUUAAUGGAUUAAUGCCAGUACCUGCUCCCUCUAUAUCUUUUGACUCCAUCAAAUAUAAUCUUAGACAAGUAUCCCGUCCGUAUACGUCCGCACAAGCCCAGUAAGUUCUUUUCAUGUCCUCUUUAGCGACCUUUACUAUUGUUACUACCAUCUCCGUGGGGAUGUCGUUAUACCUUCUUAUCCUCCAUCUGGACGUCCAGCCCCCCCCCGUCUCAUAUCUCCUUCCCCCAGUAUGUCUGAAUACCUGAGCCCAGGAACAAUCCGCUGAGGGGCUGAACAUAAAUACAACGGGAUCUUAUAAUCCCAUGUUGCUUGCUUAUCCGCUCUGAUAAGAUCCCUAAUCAUAAUUUUGAAUCUUACUCCCCACCCUUCUCUGACUCCUAUUUUGUAGAUCACUCGCCCUUGAUGGUCAGUAUGUCGGGUCACUUUCCCUUUAUUUCUUAAUAAUGGUAAGGCCAUAGCGUAAUUGGUGUGAGGUGGUGGUGGAUUUUGACCUACCACGACUAUUGCCGAGACUAUGAUGCAGCUCAGGGUCACCCAUAUUCUCAACAAAAAAAAAACCCAACCCUCUCCUGUCUUGAGUCCUUCUGCUCGGUACCACCCCAUACUCACACCCUAGGAACACACUACAGUGAUGAUAGGUCUGGGUAGGAGAUCUUCGUUGACAGAGAUGACCCCCGCACCCUGUGGCGCAGUUCCGCUCGUCAACUCUGCGUGUGCUAAGCGGUGCUUGUAUGUGGUCUUACCUUCUUGCAGUGGGUAACAUGGACCCAGGUUCCUCUCUCUGCUAUUCUAAUGGCCAAGGUGGUGACCAACAUAACCUGAUAGGGCCCUUCCCAACAGGCCUGCUUCCAGUUUUCCUUCUAGUGACUGGAUGCUCACCAGUCACCUGGUUAGAUAGUGGGUCACCUUCUCCUUUAGUUCACCUGUGGGGCACAAAACCUCUGACAUACGGGUGUGGUUAAUAAACUAUCUUCACACAUGUUCAGAUUAAUGUAACAAUUUCUGACUGCAUUCUCUUUUUAGACUAUCUAAAAAAUGUUUUUUUUUAAAAGUAUUUUGUCCUCUCCUUCGUAUAUUAUCUAAUACAAUUAGCCUCUUCCCCCCUCUUGACACAUAGUUCUGCUUAUGUGUCAAUUUUUUCCACCUUCCUAAACAUUCCCUUAGAUUAUUUAUCAACCAAUUGCCAUGCCUUUCAUUUUUUAGAUUCUUUUUUGCUUCUUUAUUGCUCCUCCCACUUCCUUUCUCUUUAUGGCGGCUAAAUUUGACUUUCAUUCAGUUCAGAAUCAAUUAGUAAUCCAAUCAAACAAUCUCUUAUCUUGUAAAAACACUUAUGUUUAGUUCAACCUCUGUUCUACCCCGGCUCUCCCGGGCUUGACCUGAAGACUGAUUGUUGGACAUGACAAGUCUGUUUUGUAAGUCACUUAAGUCUUCUGUCUAGCAACAAAGAAUAAAAAUCUCUAUGUUCAUGAUUAACCCAGUUAUAUCUAAUAGCCCACCAAAAAACUUCAUCAUCUUUAAAUCACUACCAAUGUCAUAUCCCUCGUUACUCUCUACCAUUUGGGUAACAUCCCUGAUAUAUUUAUUAAAAGCUAAGACUGUUUGGGAAGAGAGCAACAACAUAACCUGUUCUUCCUCCUCAGAGUUCCAAAUGAUUUUACCAUGGGCUGCCAUUGCCUUCCCGUAGAUAAGAUCACUUGAUUUACCCGUAUGCAGUACAUAAUGACGACCUUAGCUUUACAGAAGUCUAUCCUUACCAAAAAGCUCAUCAUUCUUCAUCUAAUUGUUUUCUUAUUUUCCUUAUCUACCUGACCCUAUUGCUAAAUCAAUGAUCUAGGCAAUAGUUGUCUCGCCUUAGAUUGUACAUUCUUCUGAUUACUGCAGCUUAUUCCAUGAAUUUAGUUUCAAAUAUCACCCAAUAAACCGUUCCAUCCCACAGCAUAGUAAACACCACCUAUGAACUGUUGAAAAUUCCCUAAAUUCAACAUAACAACCCUUUAUAAACAUCAUGCUGGGUGUGUUUUUAUUUUAUUUGAAAAACCCAAUUGAAAAAUGACCUAAAUAUGCCUAACCUCAUAAAAUCCCUCAAAAUUCCUAGAGUAUACAAUGAUUAUUUAAUUGAUUACUCUAAAUCUGCUACAUGUGAUCUCAUUCAAAUGAUCCGUUAUCAAUUAUUUGAUCCACCCCCUAGUAAAUCUCUCUCCUCUUCUAUCUUAGAGUUUUACCGAUCCCAGCUAUUUCCCCUAGUGGCCAUUAAAUACUCUGCUCUCGUCUGUUCCUUUUCUUACUCUGUUAGUCUCUGCUUUUCAAGCUCCAGAAACUGUUAUCUCUGUCCCUCAGCCUGCUUGUUUUUCAAACCUAAACAGUCUCCUUCUCUCUUUUUCUUUUAUUCUCUCCCUCUAACUUCCUCUGUCUCUCUAAGUAUGUCUCUGCCUCUCCUUUUUCCCGCCAACCAGAGCCACAAAUCAUUCUCCUCAACUCUCAACCCUCACAGCUCUAUCGCUACUUCCCUCCUAUCAUUACUGAAUCAAUGAUAAUACAUUUACAUUCUAGUCACCCAGCAGACGCUCCUAUCCAGAGCAACCUAGUGAAUACAUUUGUAUUAUUUUUAUCUUUAUUUUUUUUACUGGCCUCCCCCCGUGGGAAUCGAACCCAUAACCCUGGCGUUGCAAACCCCAUGCUCUAUCAACUGAGCUCCAUCCUUGCCGGCCAUUUUCCCCCCUACCCUGGACGACACUGGGCCAAUUGUGCACCGCCCAUGAGUCUCCCGGUCGCUGUCGGCUGCGACAGAGCCUGGAUCCGAACCAGGAUCUCUAGUGGCACAGUUAGCCCUGCGAUGCAGUGCCUUAGACCACUGCGCCACUCAGGAUAAUAAUAACUGCAAUAACUAUCAAUAAUAAUUAUAAUAACUAUUACGAAUUAUAUUGUCCUUUUUCUGAUGUUCAAAUUGUAGUCUAUUCAUUUUAGUUUAAAAUAUAAAGUUGUUUAUAACAAAUCCAGAACCCACCACAGGCUGGCGCUAUUUCCCCAGCACAACAGCCAAUGCCACUUGCUUCCUAACCAAAAUAAAUUAUCGUUUUAAAAUCGUCCAAUUAUUCUGUAUUUUAUGCCUUUCAUUUUCAGUUCGCUAUUCAAUAUCUUUAACAGUUUUCUCUGAUUCGGCCCCAAUCAAUAAAACAAACGCUUGAUAUUAUUUAUCAGCAUACACUUAAUGACAUCCCUACCAUUUGAACGAUGUCCUGUCUCUCACUCCCCCCCUUCCCUGCUCCUUCCUACAUUAUGGGGAGGCGCGGGAAACUUCCCUACAAUUUUCCUUCUUAAGAAAUAAUGUCAUUAGUACUUAUAACAUAUUUUCAUAGCUUUAGUAAUAUUCUAGAUAUGUCUAUCUAAUGCAACUUUUAAUACACGUAAAAAACUCUCUCUCCACCCAUUCCUUUUUGAAUAAGUGCGUCUUCCUAGUUCCCCCAUAACCACGCCUCAAAUCUUUUAUUUAGCAUUUAACCAACCAAAUACUAAGUAGUAUCCGGUUAUCAUUCAUACCCGCCGUUGAAUUUCCUCAUACACACAUAUUCCAUCUUCUGCCAUUCAAAUGCCCAACACGACAGAAUAGUUCCAUGCAAAGCACUAUUGGCUCUUCAAAUCGCUCCGGAUUAGAGCGUCUGCCAACUGACCAAAAACGCAAAUAUUCUCUAUAAUAAUAAUAAUAAUAAUAUGCCAUUUAGCAGACGCUUUUAUCCAAAGCGACUUACAGUCAUGCGUGCAUACAUUUUUUUUAAAUUAUUUUAGAUUUUUUUAUUAGUGGUCCCGGGAAUCGAACCCACUACCUUGGCGUUACAAGCGCCGUGCUCUACCAGCUGAGCUACAGAGGACCACAUCGUUGGACUUAUAUAGGUACCUCUCAAAUAAUCGCUUUGUGGUGUUUUUAGCCAAUUCUAUUCUUAACCUGACUAUCUCCUGUUGUAAAACUUCCCCCUCUUUGUUCUUUGCUGGCCUCUUUACUCUGCCCCCCGUCUUCCCGCCCUUCCAACAUUCCGGCUUGGCCGUCAUAUGGUGGGGGAAGUACGGGGAUCACCCCUAAUCUUCUUUUACACAUGACAACGGUGUCAUCUGGGCUUGCUCUACCAACUCUGGAUAUAACCUCUCUGCUCUUUGCUGUGGGGGGGUCCUGAAACUUCCUUUUUUCUGUAUAUCCCUUUCUCUCUCCUUCGCGCUUCAUAAAGCCAUACCCUCGCUGUUUUUUCAUCUAAUUUUAUAUGCAUCUGCCUACUAACUUUUUUACUUCGAUGCCCAAUAAAUUCAUACCUCUUCUCCCAAAUGGAUCCCUAAAACAUAUUUCUUUCAUCUCCCGUUAAUUAUCGGACUUGUUUAGAAGAUGUCUUUCCCAUCGUGGAACAAUAAGAAAUCCCUCCCCCCCUUUUUGUUUUUUAAAUAAUUCCCUCCCGAAUUAUUUUCGUAGGAGCUAAUCUCUUAGUGCCCCUCUUGCUUUUGUAAUUAACCCUUUAAAAUUAAAAGAGUAAAUUACCCAAUUUUCCUCACGCGACUUUUUUUUUUUCCUCCACCCCUGAAAUAAUAACCACGUCUCCCGAGGGAUUAAGUCUCACACACAUACGACCUUAUCAUCCGUCAAAACUUGUUUGCACAGUUCUAACAAAUGCCCAGUCGCAUAUAUGAACUCCCGACAUAUCCCUCUCAUACGAUGAUAAUCAUUUCCCUGUUUAUACUGAACAUUGCAAUUCGUACAAUGACAAUAUUAACUUAGUUUACAUUUGUGAUUGCAAUUCACUACCAUGUCAUUUCGGACUAGUUUUUUUUUGUAAUAGCUAUUUACCUCUAGGAUCAAUUGCGGACCCUCCCUGUCGUAAUAAUUAUUACCUUCUUUGGUAAAUAAGUUCAACUCAUUUUACCAAAAUCCAUGAAUAAAAAUUACUGACCUUUUCCUUGCAGUCUGGAUUAAAAUGCUUUUUCAAACUUGUUAACGUCUUUAUCGUUCAUAAAGAGUAAUCACCGGCCUGUUUUUUAACCUUAACGUGGAAGGCCAGGACUGUAACGGAUGCUAUCACCCGCCCGUGCACGGUUUCGGUGUCUUCUAGAACGAUAAAGAUGUAUUAAGAUCCGGCUCGAAGGACCAAUCUGUCACGUGAAUUUCUAUCUCUAAUUCACCCUAAGCUUGAAUCAUUACCAGAGGUUGUAAGGCUCUAGUUUUAAUCAUCAAUGAUUCAAGGUCCACAACUCAAAAGUCUUAUCUGUAUUUUUAUCCAUGGUGAGAGCUCUGAGGCCAAAACACAAAUCUCCUUUCUUUAUACUUCUUGACAACAAAGACACUAUACUCCUCCCACCUUUCUUAAACAGUUCCCGCCUCCCCCCUUGAAUGGUUAGUAACGCCCCUUCUGUUAGUGGGUUGACACAUGAUAAUUCUAACAUUUAUACUGUGUUUGGGGUGUAAUUCUUUAGUCAUUAUUCUUAGUACACAAAUUCAUCUAUCAGUUUGUUAGACACCUGUCCUGUUUGGAUGUGUAAUUGUGAGUUGGUAAAAGACCUGUCUGACUCAGGUCUGUGUGUGUGUGUCCAGGCUCGGAUGUGAACAGCAUGGACUCGGUGGACAGUGGCUGCACCAUGGGGGCUAGGGACAGUAGUGGCAGCCCUGCCAUGGCUCUGGGCUCUGAACUCAUCGUUUGGGAGAUUGAGGUGCCAAAGGUGAGCCUGCUCCAUCCCAACACACACACCACAGGGACUUGACUUAUUGACUAGUGUUCUUAUCACAUUCAUUCUAACCCAAUAUCUCCUUGUAAUGUGUUCUUCCGUCUCUGUUCUCUCCCUCUCUCAGCAUCUGGUGGGUCGGUUAAUUGGGAAACAGGGGCGAUAUGUGAGCUUCCUGAAGCAAAGCUCUGGUGCAAAGAUCUACAUCUCCACCCUGCCUUACACUCAAGAGUUCCAGAUCUGCCACAUAGAGGGUGAGUGGGGUAGUCCUCUACAGUCAGAAGGAGCAGAUGAGUCACUUGGUUGUAGAUAGGAUUCCGGAUAGUAUCAUUCAGCUGUUCUAAUUUGUGUGUGUGUCACUACUAGGUUCCCAGCAUCAGGUGGACAAAGCCUUGUCCCUGAUCGGGAAGAAGUUUAAGGAUUUGGACCUGACCAACCUGUAUGCCCCCCCACCUCUGCCGCUCACGCUGCCCUCGCUUCCCUCGCUGCCCAUGACCUCCUGGGUAAGGAUGGUACCUAGAGAGCCUGGAGGGUUGUGCAGGGAUCCUUUCUCUUUCUGUCUCUCUCUUUCUGUCUCUCUCCGUCUCUCAAAUCUGUUCAAACAUGCUUUAUUUGCAUGACAGUUAAGGUGCUGCUAAUUGAUAUAAAGACUUGUCAAAGAAAGUGCUUUAACUUAAAGAAUGAAAUGUUGCCCUUACGGCUUCUAAUUUGAAAGUUGUUAACUUAACUCCGUUUCCUCUCUCAGCUCCUGCUCCCCAGCGGUGUGACCGUGGAGGUGAUCGUAGUGAACAUUGUGUCGGCAGGUCACCUCUUCGUCCAGCAGCACACACACCCUACGUACCACGCCCUACGCAGCCUGGACCAGCAGAUGUUCCUGUGCUACUCCCAGCCAGGGACACCCACCCUGCCCUCGCCUGCUGAGGGUAAGAGACCCCCAAGGAGGGACGUGUGUGUCUGGAUGUUUUUGAACCAGGUGUGUGUGUGAUCCAGACUCGAUGCUCUCUGUCUCAGUGGGGGUGAUCUGUGCGGCGCCGGCGGUAGAGGGAGCCUGGUGGAGAGCCCAAGUCAUCUCCUUCUACAAAGAGACCAACGAGGUUGAGAUCCGAUAUGUGGACUAUGGUGGCUAUGACCGAGUGAAGAUCGACACACUACGGCAAAUAAGGUUGGCCCCCCUCAGACACAUGGCUGGAGGCUGCAAAAACUAUGGAUAGUUGUUGCACGUUUUCAGGGUUGCGGGCACUUUUUUUCUCUCCAAUUCAUGUCUAUUCAGAGAACGUUGUCAGAACUGGACUUCAGAAGAACUGGCAUCUUUCCAUACUUUUUCAAAUCUGUUUUCAUUACAUUUUCCUUAAUUUCUUUCCUAAAUUGACUUGAGUUUAGAUAAAUAGGUAUUCAUUCAACCCUUUUUGUUUGGAAAUUGUGCCCUCCUCUGGUCAAAGUUGUGUAUCAUAUUUAGAGGGAACAGAAUGUUAUGUAAAGCAGGGAUGGUAGGUCUUUCUACACGCUGACUGACUGCUCUUAUGUAAAAUCCUUAUUUUCAGGUCGGACUUCGUAACAUUACCGUUCCAAGGUGCAGAAGUAUUACUGGAUAACAUCGCCCCCCUUCCAGGUAAUAUCAUUUUAUUUAGCUAUUUGACAUGGUAUCACUUUACAAUUGCGAUAGAUGUCUUACUCACGCUCAAGGACGAUCUCCAAAAUCAAGAAACCAAUCCAAUUGAAUGUCAAACUGUUACAAAGUCAUCCUUCCUGUGGAAGGUCGUCAAAUCUGCUGUUGUCAAUUGCGUUAACACAUCUAUAAAUACAUCCAUCCACAGGAGAGAACAGCUUUUCAACCGAGGCCAACUCUGCACUGGAGGAGAUGACGAGAGGGGUAGCACUGCUUGCACAGGUAAACAAAAAUACAGCAUCCAGCUCCAGGCAGCUAGCUGGAAGACACUGCACUGCACUGCACUGUACUGUACUCUACUGCACUGCACUGUACUGUACUGUACUGUACUCUACUGCACUAAUGCACUGUACUGUUGCACUGUAAUGUACUGUACUAUACUGCACUGUACUGUACUCUACGGUAAUGCACUGUACUGUACGCUCCACAGAAGGUAGUUGGUUGUUAACCUGGCUGCUGUUUCCUCUCUUCCAGGUCACAAACUACGACAACAACACUGGUCUCCCAUUGGUCCAGAUGUGGAACAUGGUUGGAGAAGAGGUACAUUCACAUUGAUCAUGGGAUUUGGCAUGAAAAUGUUUGCCUUUUGGAAGUUUAGACAAAAUGUGUAAUUGUAAACAUUUCCACUUUAUUUUACCAGGUAAGACCGAUUUUGAGGUUAAAAACCUAUUUUGCGAGGGCGACCUGGCAAGAAGGCAAAACAGGGAAAUAGCAGCGUGUACAUAAAAUAUUACAGAAAAAUACAAAAUACACAGAAAAGACAGUGUUACAGAUACAAUUGAAGAUUAUAAACAACUGAAGCAAUCACAAACUGUGUUGUUGAUCAGAGUCUUAAAAACAGGCAAGGACACCAACUCACCUAACUUUAAUAUAUUUUGAAGCAUGUUCCAGGAUGAAGGGGCAUUAUGGGAAAAAUAUUGUUUCCCCAUCUCAGUUCUAGCCAUAGGAACAGACAAGGACAGCAGCGAUUGUGAACGAAUACUGUAUUGAGUGACUGAUCUGGUCAGUAAGGAACAGAAAUACAAAGGGAGUUGUCCAAUCAAUGCUUUGUACACAAAAGUGUACCAGUGCUUUAGCCUCCUGGUGGAGAGAGAGGUCCAUUGCACCGUAGCAUACAAAUCACAGUGAUGGGUGAGUGAUCUAGCAUUUGUAAUAAAUCUUAAAGCACCAUGAUGCACUGUGUCCAGAGUUUUUAAGGUACUUGCUGAGGCCUGAAUAUAGACAAUAUCACAUAAUCCAGCACUGAUUAAAAAAACAAGAUCCUUUCUGACUAACAUUGAAAAGCAAGAUUUGUUCCUAAAAUAGAAACCCGACUUUAGCUUCUUGGUCAAGUUAUCAAUGUGCUGUUUAAAAUUCAGCUUUUCAUCUAACCAAAUCCCAAGAUACUUAUAGGAGGUGACCCUAUCAAUUUGCUGGCCUUAUAGUUAAAAUCUGCAAGUGACUAAUCUGUUUACUUUCAGGGAAGAGAACCAUAACAUCAAAAGCCAACUGUAAGUCCAGAAAAGCCUUCUCAAUAUUAGAUGUGCUAGAAUAAAUAAUUGUGUGAUCAGCGUACAGAUGGAGAUUUGCAGAGUCAACAGUCUUCCCUAUAUCGUUUAUAUACAGUGUAAAAAGGAUCGGACCUAAAAUUGCGCUGUGGGGAACUCCUUUUGUAAGCCUUCGAAACUCAGAUUUCAUACCCUCCUGUGCUACACAGUGUUCUGUCAGAAAGGUAGUUUUGGAACCAAUCCAAUGCAUCAACACUUAAACCAACCUUUUUUAGUCUAUACAACAGCAGGGCAUGGUCAACAGUGUCGAAGGCCUUCGAUAAGUCAAUAAAAAGUGAAAUGCAGUGAUUUUUCUUAUCCUGAGCAUCUAGAAUAUCACAACCUUACUUACUGCAGUAAUAGUACUAUGCUUGGCUCUAAAACCUGACUGGAAUGUAGAUCAAACUGAGUUAUUAUAAAGACAGUCUUUCUACUGUGAGUUCACCAGGUUUUCCAAGACUUUUGCCAGUGCAGACAGUUUAGCUAUGGGAAGAUAGUUAUCCAACUGGGAAGGAUCUCCACCCUUAUGUGUAGGCGUGAUGUAGGCUGCUUUCCAGACUUUUGGAAUGGUAUUACUCGGCAAUUAAAUAUUGAAUAUACAGUGGGGGAAAAAAGUAUUUAGUCAGCCACCAAUUGUGCAAGUUCUCCCACUUAAAAAGAUGAGAGAGGCCUGUUAUUUUCAUCAUAGGUACACGUCAACUAUGACAGACAAAUUGAGAGAGAAAAAAUCCAGAAAAUCACAUUGUAGGAUUUUUUAUGAAUUUAUUUGCAAAUUAUGGUGGAAAAUAAGUAUUUGGUCACCUACAAACAAGCAAGAUUUCUGGCUCUCACAGACCUGUAACUUCUUCUUUAAGAGGCUCCUCUGUCCUCCACUCGUUACCUGUAUUAAUGGCACCUGUUUGAACUUGUUAUCAGUAUAAAAGACACCUGUCCACAACCUCAAACAGUCACACUCCAAACUCCACUAUGGCCAAGACCAAAGAGCUGUCAAAGGACACCAGAAACAAAAUUGUAGACCUGCUCCAGGCUGGGAAGACUGAAUCUGCAAUAGGUAAGCAGCUUGGUUUGAAGAAAUCAACUGUGGGAGCAAUUAUUAGGAAAUGGAAGACAUACAAGACCACUGAUAAUCUCCCUCGAUCUGGGGCUCCACGCAAGAUCUCACCCCGUGGGGUCAAAAUGAUCACAAGAACGGUGAGCAAAAAUCCCAGAACCACACGGGGGGACCUAGUGAAUGACCUGCAGAGAGCUGGGACCAAAGUAACAAAGCCUACCAUCAGUAACACACUACGCCGCCAGGGACUCAAAUCCUGCAGUGACAGACGUGUCCCCCUGCUUAAGCCAGUACAUGUCCAGGCCCGUCUGAAGUUUGCUAGAGUGCAUUUGGAUGAUCCAGAAGAGGAUUGGGAGAAUGUCAUAUGGUCAGAUGAAACCAAAAUAGAACUUUUUGGUAAAAACUCAACUCGUCGUGUUUGGAGGACAAAGAAUGCUGAGUUGCAUCCAAAGAACACCAUACCUACUGUGAAGCAUGGGGGUGGAAACAUCAGGCUUUGGGGCUGUUUUUCUGCAAAGGGACCAGGACGACUGAUCCGUUUAAAGGAAAGAAUGAAUGGGGCCAUGUAUCUUGAGAUUUUGAGGGAAAACCUCCUUCCAUCAGCAAGGCAUUGAAGAUUAAACGUGGCUGGGUCUUUCAGCAUGACAAUGAUCCCAAACACCCCGCCCGGGCAACGAAGGAGUGGCUUCGUAAGGAGCAUUUCAAGGUCCUGGAGAGGCCUAGCCAGUCUCCAGAUCUCAACCCCAUAGAAAAUCUUUGGAGGGAGUUGAAAGUCCGUGUUGCCCAGCGACAGCCCCAAAACAUCACUGCUCUAGAGGAGAUCUGCAUGGAGGAAUGGGCCAAAAUACCAGCAACAGUGUGUGAAAACCUUGUGAAGACUUACAGAAAACGUUUGACCUGUGUCAUUGCCAACAAAGGGUAUAUAACAAAGUAUUGAGAAACUUUUGAUAUUGACCAAAUACUUAUUUUCCACCAUAAUUUGCAAAUAAAUUCAUUAAAAAUCCUACAAUGUGAUUUUCUGGAGAGAAAAAAAUCUCUGUCUGUCAUAGUUGAUGUGUACCUAUGAUGAAAAUUACAGGCCUCUCUCAUCUUUUUAAGUGGGAGAACUUGCACAAUUGGUGGCUGACUAAAUACUUUUUUCCCCCACUGUAUGAGUGAGAGGGGCAGCAAGGAUCUCAGCACCAAUUUUUAGAAAAUAAGGGUUCACUUCAUCCGGGCCAGCCACUUUCUUAAUAUCAAUAGAUUUGAGUGCCUUCACAACUUCUGAAAGCUCAAUCUCUAUUAAAUUAAAUCGAUUAACCAUAGGACGGCAUGCGGCAGUUUCAUUCAGUCUCAUUCGAGAUGUUAGGAAGGAGUUCAUAUACUUCUCUAUUUAACAACCCUAGACAUUUCAGAUAAACAUUCCGAUGGCUGGCUAACUACACUCUCGUUAUCAAUUGUUAUUUUACACUAAUCUGAUGAAUCCAUCUUCUAUCUUUCUCUCUGUUUCCAUCCAGCUGGUAUCAGUGAACCGCACACUGGCAGAGCGAGCGUUGGGUACCUGGGUGGACAGCUUUUGAACCUUGCUGCCCCUCCACCCCUCAACCCUUUCUCAGCUCCACCACACCCCUCCUAGACCCCUUCUCACCUAAUCUUUGGAGUCUGUCCCCACCAGCCCUCCAGAAACACCCCAUAACACUUCAAUGGAAGAACACAACCACUGGAUUUGGGAAUAAUUUGUUUUUGUUUGUUGGUUGCUUUUUUUACACCACAUUUAAAAAAGAAAUUAAGAAUGGUUGUAUGCAGAAAAAAGAUAAUGAAGUACUGCUUCAGAAUAAGCCAACUCCCCUCCUCUCCUCCCCCACACACCAAAAUAACUUCAAGAAGGAAAAUAAAGUACUUGUACAUUUUAAAAAGAGAUCUAUAUUGUAACUAAAUAAAGGUCGUUCCGAAUGUUCGUCCUACCUGACGUUUCACUCCACAACUUUACCUGUGGAUUCUCAUCAUGCUGUGGAUGUAUAACUCCACUCAAUAGAAAACAGUGUCAAUGGAGAACUAACCUCACUGUCAGCUGUAACUACAUAUAUACACGUGUAUGGUGACAUCAAAGGAAUUGGGCUUUGAAGACUGGGCUAAGUAUGGGGUUUCUAGAUUAUUGUACGUAGUGCAGUAGCCAGUCCCCAUUUCAUGUGCUGGCAGGCUUUCGGUCUCAUCAUGACAGCCGUGGACAUACAGGCCUGGGGGUCUAAGGAUGGCAUCUGGAUUCAUGGUUGUGACUGACGCCCUCGUCUGUGGAGACCAAAAAAAUUAGAUCUCAGCUUUGUUGCAGCUCACCACAACCACAGUCAAGGAAACGGACGGGAUGGGGGUGAUUCCUGUCUCCGACCCCCUGACCUGGGUGACUGACUGGGAGAAGGUGCAGAACCGGGGUCCCAGGAGUCGUGUGAAGGCCUGCUGAUCUGCCCUGGCCUCUCCAGUCCGUACAACACUGUGGCCUUAUGGAGAAACCAAACGGGCUUCCUUUUCUGGGAUCUCCAACUGACCUGCAAGCAGACCAACCUGACCCCUCCUCUCUCCCCAUGCAAUCGCUAGUUGCCUUCAGCGUCUAUCCAUUGUCCUGCCUGGCAUCUCAGCUGGUGCACCCACCACUACCACCACCACUACAUUUCAGAUCCACUACUGUUGUCUGGCACUGGAGCUGCAGAGUCUGGGACAUGACAUGGGGCUGGCUGUCUGGGACAUGCAACGGAAGGGUAGGGGUGCACUAGCUCCACUCUUUUCCCUCCCCUCCCCCCUCUCGACUGACUCCAGGGGGGCCUCGUGCAGCUGUCUAAGGACUUUGAGAGAGGACACCACCGUGCGGUUAGCAUUGGUGUGUGGAAACACUACAGCCACGGACAGGCCUCUGAUACCUGACCUGGAACUCUUACAGAACGGCUUUGAGUUAACGUAACUUAGCCCUGCUCAGUCGGGAUAGGCCCAGUGCUUAUAUUAAAAUCAGUCUAUCUUCUAAUAUGCAUGUUAACCUGCCCAGGUCUGCGUCCCUCUUAUAGUCUUCACCCUGU